Messenger RNA from Episyrphus balteatus (marmalade hoverfly), 2218 nucleotides. RefSeq names its product kelch-like protein 1. The transcript is spliced from 3 exons. NCBI's taxonomy places the organism in Eukaryota, Metazoa, Arthropoda, Insecta, Diptera, Syrphidae. Gene Ontology annotation, molecular function: protein binding. The record is from RefSeq and is a predicted model, not a curated record. The coding region runs from base 678 to 2213 and encodes 511 amino acids.
CGUAGAUCGGAAACUUUCGUACGUUUUUUUAUUUCUUUUUUUGUAUUUUUUUUUUUUGUAUACGUGAAUAAAUCUGAAAUACAAUUAUGACGUCAGAAUUUUCCCAUCUCCUUCUGGGUAUCUCUGGUUUUGAGUGUACCUACUUAAAUUAUUCUGCAAUGAGUGUGCUUUGUUGAGUGGGGACACAUCAAUAAAAGAAAAGAAAAUGAACUGUAAAUACUUGUUGUUGCUAAAAAAUCCCCAACACACCACGUUACUAUAAUUUCAAAGAUCACCUCCAACUUAUUUCAGGUAUCUACUUUAAAUCCUCCCUUAUCGUUUAAAUUCUUCUUUCCGCGCACUGUACUCCACUCAAAAAGACACCACAACUCAGUUUUUUGUGAUGUCACUACCGAAUUCUACUCUAUCGCCACUUAACGGCAAAAUAAUUUUCAAAAACGAUCAACAUGCUACAAAAAUUUGCGAAAAACUAAUAAAAUUCUACCAAGAAAACGAAUUUUUUGACACUACUUUAAUAAUUGGCAACAAUCGUGUCAAAAUUCAAGCUCACAAAAUUCUUUUCAUCUUUAAGUGAUUAUUUUUUGGAAAUAUUUCGUCAAAGUCCAUCAGAAAUUAUUUCAAAAACUAUUGAAAUCAAAGAAAUUGAUUAUACAUCUUUCAAACUAAUUCUCGACUACAUGUAUUCGAGUUCGAUUGAAGUUAAUUCUGAAAAUAUUGACUCACUUUUUGAAACUGCAAUUUUUCUUAAAAUUAAAAAUCUAGAAAAAGGAUUUUGUGACUAUUUUGAGAAAAAUAUUAAUACAAAUUUUGAAAAAUAUCUCAAUAUUAAAAAUUGCUUACGUUGGUUAAAAUUAACCAUGGAACGUCGUGGAACUGAUUUUCAAGACAAUAUUUUGAACUUUGUCUAUACAAAUUUUAAAGAAGUUAUCCAAGGAACUGAGUUUUUACUACUUAAUGAAAAUGUACUCAAAGAUUUACUAUUCAAUAAAAACACUCAAACCAACUUGGAAGAAUUAGUGUUUCAAAGUUUAAUGAAUUGGAUUGAAUAUGACAAAGUUAAUCGACAACAUUUGGAAUCGGAAUUACUGUCAAUGGUUCGGUAUAAACUACUUUCAUCACAGUUUAUCAUUAAAAAUAUAAAAUUGGUUGAUACAAAAGUUGAUGAAAAUUAUCAAAAAGUUCUUCGUUGGCUUCGAUAUCAUUUGUCGUUGGAAGAAUCUAGGAAAAAUGAAGACCAAAAAUUAACUUUAACAGUUGAACCGAAAAGGAAGAUCAAUUCAAAUGAAGAUGCUAAUCCUGUCGUCACGAAGAGAAGUGACAAGACAGUCAAUAAAAUUGGUACUGUAUACUUGAACAGUAAAAUGGAAAUUGAGCUUAAAAGCUUUGAUGAAAAAUUGAACAGUUGGAUUAUCGAAAAAAAGUCAGAACCAGUUCCUUCUUUAAAAAAUUUAAAACAACAUUCUAUGAUUUUAAUUGAUGAAAAACUAUACAUAUUUGGUGGCAUGAUCUAUAAUAAUAAUAAUUAUAAUUCAACAAAAAGCUUUCGAUGCAUUGACUUGAAAACUUUACAAUGGACUGAUUUACCCUCUAGGGGAGCUGGCAGAUGUGACAGUCAAUUGGCAAAUAUAAAAGGAAAUAUAUGUGUCUUCGGUGGCUUUAAACUAUCUGAUCAAACACUGUUUGACCAUUCGGUGCUUAUUUUUAAUAUUUCAACACAGGAAUGGAAUUGCCUACGACCACUGUACGAACCGGAGGAACAUAACCGAAUAACGGUUCAUAAUGGUAUUUUAUACAUUUUCGACUUAAAAUUUGGUUCAUUACAAUGUUAUGAUAUUUCUACCAAUAAAUGGACUUUAAAAGAACUACCAAUUGAUCAUAAUAUAUUCGAUUUCUGGUUAACUACUGGAGAAACAUUUUUAUACGGAAUAUUUCAGGAAAAAGAUAGUAUUGGCCAUUGUAUGGGAGGUGUUACUAUUAAACGUUUUGAUUUUUCCAAAAAAUCAUGGCUAAAAGUUGCUAGAAUACCAAAAAUAAAUGUGAAUUCUUCAUCGCCAAUGGUAACAGUUAUUGGUAAUAAAAUCUUGUUUACUUCAUAUUUCAAAGAGUAUAAAAGUGUUGAGUAUAAUCUUGAUAAGGACGAAUCCACUUUUUAUAAUUUAGGGAAUUCUCACUACGAUUCUGUGAAUUAUUGUAUUUUCCCGUAUACAAAUUAGAAUUG